Molecule: messenger RNA, 2024 nt
Organism: Odontomachus brunneus
Lineage: Eukaryota; Metazoa; Arthropoda; Insecta; Hymenoptera; Formicidae
Product: pancreatic lipase-related protein 2-like
Exons: 7
Coding region: 76-1128 (350 amino acids)
Biological process (GO): lipid metabolic process
Molecular function (GO): lipase activity
Source: RefSeq, a predicted model, not a curated record
GGGAAUCGCGUCUGUGCCACGUUUUUCCUGACCGCGUGCCUGGAUGUUAUAUCACAAACCACGGGUUCGCGGGAGAUGGCGGUCAGUGCCGUGAGACACCUCGCGCUCGUCCUUUGCGUCCUGCUGCAGUACCACGGCUAUGUGACGGCUCAAAAUAAGACUCUGAAGGAUCUCUUCAACAGCACGUCUUGCGCCAAGCCGCCUUACACCUGCCCGCAUCCGCAGAUAGAAUUCUAUCUGUACACCAGAGAAACGCAGCAGGACCCGCGUCUGUUGGACGUGCGAAACUUCAAUUCUCUCCGGUACUCGAAAUUCGACAAGACUCAUCCGACGAAAAUUAUCAUUCACGGCUUCGGCGGUGGACGAAACUUGGCACCCAGCACGGAUCUGCGAAAUGCGUAUUUCGCGCGGGGCGAUUACAAUAUCAUAAUCGUGGAUUACGGCUUUUUGGUACGCGAGCCCUGUCUCGCGCAGAUCCAGUGGGGCCCGGACUUCUGCUCGCAAUGCGUCGCUCAGCUGGUGAAGUACCUGAGGGACCAUCCCCGGGGCACGCGGGUGGAGAACAUACACGUGCUCGGUUACAGCGUGGGCGCGCAUAUCGCCGGACUCAUCGCGAAUUACCUGCCCGAUGACAAGCUCGGGAGAAUUACGGGCCUCGACCCGACGAUAUUUUUCUACAUGAACGGCAACCGCUCGAUGGAUUUAGACGAGACCGAUGCUCAUUUUGUGGACGUGAUCCACACGGGCGCGGGGAUCCUGGGGCAGUGGGGGCCCAACGGCCACGCGGACUUCUACGUGAACGGCGGCUCGAGUCAGCCCGGGUGCGCCACUUCUUCUAUACUCCAGACGCUCUCGUGCGACCACACCAAGGUGACGCCGUACUACAUAGAGUCGAUCACGACGAAGAAGGGAUUCUGGGCGGCGCCGUGCGCGAAUCUGUUCUCUUACCUGAUCGGAUGGUGCAAUCCGAAAAGAGAGGAGUACAUCUUAAUGGGGGAGGAUUCCCCUCAUACAGCACGCGGCAUCUUCUAUCUGUCAACAAACGCACACAAACCGUACGCCCGAGGACUGCCCGAAAAAAGCCAGCGUCGGACAAGUCGGAAGCAAUCGUCCUCCCGCCAGUACUGAGCCUGUUGAAGCAACUAAUCAAUAUAAUUAUAGAGUAGCGUUAGCUGUGAGUCAGGACUCGCUCAGAGAGAAAGAGAGAGAGAGAGAGUUUCCUUUUCACAGCUUCACGCAACUCUCUUCGCAAGCAAGAUCCCGAUCAUUUGUUGCUCGUCUUUUCCUCGCCGUGCAGGAAAGCGCUUUCUUUUCCUCUUUUAUAAAUCAAUUCUUUCAGUCGCGAAAUGAAAAGCAGCAGCGGUGUACACCUCACGUAUCGUAGUCUGCGUUCAAUGACAUCCGAUUAACCGACGUACGGCUCGACGUUCCAUGUGUCCACGUAACACUUUCACUUGCCGCACUUCUCUCGCUCGUAACCCGGGAUCUUAUUCGCGCGUUUAUCUAGACUCUAGCACUUCGUGCUUGUUUACUGAUCGACUCGUUUCGCGAUACGUUCAUAGGCGAAUCGACUCGUAAUCUUGCAAAUGUAUUCAUACGAUUUAAUGAAGUAGCGUCGUGUCCUCGCGCGAAAGAAACCGGACUCGACGAGGUUAAAUCACGGUCAUUGAUUGUCAUACAUGAUUUCGUAAGUGGUGCUAGUUUCUAGUUUCGAGUAUCCAUCUCGUGUUGACGCUCACAGCGUUAUCUUGAGAUAUAGCGAGGAAAAAUAAUUUAUUUUGAUAAACAUAAGAAAGAUCGUGCGUUCCUUCGCAUCCUUCGUCGACGGGAGGAGCUCCUAGCUCCGACGUCUUUCUUCGCUCCAGCGUAACGUUAUAUUAUAUAUACUUAUUUUUAUAUGUAAUUUAGGCUUUACAAGUUGCGCGAUGCAAUUAGUUUAAGAACCCACGAUUCUUGGAGAGCGGAGAGUUUACUGUCGACUUGUAAAAAGAGACUUUUAGAAUACAAAUGUCGCUCAGAGAGAA